UAUCGUUGUGAUACAUCGUAGAUCAGAGCUGAGCUGUCCACCGCACACGGGCUAUUGGGAUAAAGGACGACUCCAGAUAAACAGAAGCAUGAAGCUGCAUCUCUUUCCUGCCAUUAUCUGUGUAAUAACAGUUGCCUGUUUUCUUCCUGAAACCGACGGUUCCAAACCGGAUAUGCCUCAAAAAGGAACGGAUAACGUGCCAAGUGUAAAGCCAAAAUGCCACUUAUAUCUGCUCCCUGGAUGUCCAAGGGAUCUUAACCCUGUUUGUGGAACAGAUGGGAAGACCUAUUCCAAUGAAUGUAUGCUCUGUUUCUCCAACAGUUAUAAGGACAACAAUGUGGAGAUUAAAUGGAAAGGAGCAUGCUGAUGGGGUGAUAUGAAAUCCAGGAAAAUGGCGCAUGUGAUCGUCCUAAAACAGUGUUCUGCUGUAGGCUAGUUAAAAGUUUCACCUUGUUGCCAUAUUGUCCUACAACUCAAUAAACAACAAAUAGCAAUUAA
Messenger RNA from Spea bombifrons (plains spadefoot toad), 498 nucleotides. It is a transcript of the gene SPINK2, whose product is annotated as serine peptidase inhibitor Kazal type 2. Bases 89 to 367 code for a protein of 92 amino acids. The transcript has 6 exons. The record is from RefSeq and is a predicted model, not a curated record. Gene Ontology annotation, molecular function: serine-type endopeptidase inhibitor activity; protein binding. NCBI's taxonomy places the organism in Eukaryota, Metazoa, Chordata, Amphibia, Anura, Pelobatidae.